UUUUAAUUAUUGUAUUUUUAAUAUUUUUCGUUAUGCCUGUAUAAUUUUUUACUUUUAACACAAACAAAAAUGCCAACAAAAUAUUUAAACGCUUAUAAUUUCAACAUAAUUUUCAGAAAAUUAAAUUAUAGCACACUCGCUUGACGUGUCUUUGAAAUCAUUCAAUCAGCUGAGUGCUUAUAAGCGCAUAUUACACACAUACACACACAAAUGUGCGUGAGCAUAUUGUUCCGUUUACAAUUUAAUUUAAUUAUUUUGUGAAAAGUAUUUCCGCUGACUGACUUUACGCUGGGCUUCCGCUUAGCAAAAACAACAACUAAUAAAAUGCAAUAAAACGCCGCAAAAAAUGCUUAAAAAGGAAUAUUUGUGUGAAGGAAAAUAAAAAAUAUAUAUUUUACCAUUGCAAAAAAAGCUAAGCUUCAAAAAACAAAUUUUGCGCGCUGCUCGAGCUACACCCACCAGCGUCAGCACACACACAUAAUUAUGCACACAACUUCUAUGUAAUAACUGUUACUAGCCAUAUUGGCGGCAGUUGCACUCCGUUGCGCAUGCGCCGCGGCGAUUACGUUGCUGCUAUUAUUGCUAGCGCCAAAGCACACACACACACGCACAAACACACAGACGCACACCCACACUUAAACGCACGCGAGUUGCAUGCCAGCGAAGUGAAGGAAGCGAAUAUCGCCCAAAUUCCAUGUUUUCUGGCGUUCCACUUUAACAGCCACGCCCCACUUGCCCCCCGCUGCUCACUGCAUACUGCAUACAAAUGUGCAGACAAACUUUACCGUUAUCCGCAUUGCUGCUUGCAUGUUAUAAAAGUCUUUAGCCAACUGGGCCAACACUCAUUUCAUAGACUCAAAGCGAAGCGUGAAUAACGGCGCAUCCAGUGAAAAUCGCAUUUGUUGAUCUGCCUGCUCGCGAAAGUGUUACAAAUUUAAAAACGGCUCGAAUUAGCUCGAAUAUGCAACGCACACGCGUGCUCUUCAAAGUGACGAUCGUUGUGGGCGUGUUGCUGCUGCUGGUGUGCACUCAAAGCGCGGAUGCCAACGGUCAUCACAAGAAGAAAAAGGUCAUCAUACAUGUACCGGUCCACAAGAAGAUCGAGGAGCACACCCACACCAUUAUAAAGCAUAUACAUCAUCAUCACAAACCGAUUGUCAUCAAGGAGGAAAAGGUCAUACACGAGGAGCAUCAUCCGAUUAUACACAAAGAGCAUAUCUCUCACGAGCAUCAGCAUCAUCACACGGAGAAUCACGAACAUGUCCAUCCGAUUAUUGAAGAAGAGGAGGAACAUAUACACCAUCACCAUCAGUAUGAGCAUAAGGAGGAGAACCAUGAGAGUUGAGCAAAGUCCACGUUGAACCAUUAAAGCCAUGCAAAAUGUUUUAAAUAAUUAAAAACUAUUAAAUUUAAAAUUUCCAAAAUAUUUGUAAUGCGCAUUUUACGCGAUCAUUAGUUUCAACAUGAAAUUUGGAACUUAUGUUCGAAUAUAGAUGCCAAAUUAUUAUUAUUUUCUUUUUUAAUUUUGUAUUGUUAAAUAAACACGUUUAAACUAAUUUCAU
Messenger RNA from Bactrocera oleae (olive fruit fly), 1562 nucleotides. Its product is annotated as polyadenylate-binding protein 1-B. Lineage: Eukaryota; Metazoa; Arthropoda; Insecta; Diptera; Tephritidae. The record is from RefSeq and is a predicted model, not a curated record.